Molecule: messenger RNA, 1974 nt
Organism: Colletes gigas
Lineage: Eukaryota; Metazoa; Arthropoda; Insecta; Hymenoptera; Colletidae
Product: zinc finger protein 358-like
Exons: 5
Coding region: 335-1690 (451 amino acids)
Biological process (GO): regulation of transcription by RNA polymerase II
Cellular component (GO): nucleus
Molecular function (GO): zinc ion binding; RNA polymerase II cis-regulatory region sequence-specific DNA binding; DNA-binding transcription factor activity, RNA polymerase II-specific
Source: RefSeq, a predicted model, not a curated record
CACCCAAUCCGGGAGACUCAUAAGUAAAAAAAAAUCGUUAGAAUAAUCAACCCUCUCGGACAAGCUGGCACGUCGUAAAGAUGCAUCGCUGAAAAGUUUUAUUGCCAAACGUUUUCGACGUUUUUCAUCGAGGUGCUAAGAUAACGAAACAGAGAGGGGGGGAAAUAUAAUAAUAAGCAAUGAAUUUAACGUUGUGAACGAAGAAAGCGUGAUAAUUGUUUAACGUAAUAUUUUUAAUUUUGUGUUCGUUUAUAACAGAAUCCGUAAAGAGAAACAAGUUUUCCUUCACGUGGGUGAUACCUUGUAAAUUUUUUUUUUUUCUUUCUUUUUUGAAAUGGGUACGGCGGGUCGCGAUUUUGAGCGCGAUCGGGACGACAAGCUCCACUGUCGAAUUUGUGCUAGUGACAUACCAAGAAACGAUGGGGUCCACAUUUUCGCCGAGGAUGGUAGACGGCACUACCUGCAGACCAAAAUACGAAAAUAUCUGUAUAUCUUGGUGUCCUCAGAAGAUAAGUUAUCAAAGAUGGUAUGUGCUACAUGCAUUAAAAGAUUAGAAAAUAUUCAUCGUUUUGCAAUGAUGGCAUAUAGAACGCAAGAGAAAUUAAGAUUGCAAUUAUAUAACAAUGCUGACAAUAUAAGUGCUGCACAAGAUGUAGAAUUGGAAAGUAUUAAAGAUGCGCAGGAUGCAACAAAAAAAAUGGAAGAUCGGGGACUGCUACAUACAAUAUUAACAAAAGGUGCAAUAGAAAUUUUGGCAGAGGGUGAACCAUUGGGACCAUCAGAAUUAAUGUCGCAGGAAGAUAAAUGCCCUACUCCAAGUAUGGAGGAAAUGGAAGUAAAAGUAGAUCCAAUGUUAUUUUUACAGUGUGGCAUGGAACAAUCAGCAUCAGAAAGUUCAGAGGAAUCAGAUACUGAAGAAAAGAUAACAAGAGUAGAUACACCAGAACCAUUGCCAUUAACAAAUAAAAUUGAAGGAAUAAAAAAGGAGAUAAGGGAUGAUAAUGAUAAAUCGCAAGAAGAUAACGAUGAAUUUGUUUCUGAUGUAUCGACAAAACCUCAUGAAUGUACAAUAUGUGCUAGAUCCUUUAUAUCUCAAAUUGGUCUACAAAAUCACCUAUGGUCUCAUUUGCCUAAAGAUAAACGAAUCGAUGGGAAGCCUAUUUUAAGAUCGCAACAAGUUUAUUCUACAAAUGGUGUUCUUCACAUGAACACUGAUAACAAUUCGUCUGGAAACUUUAUCUGUCCAAUUUGUAGUAAAAAAAUUUCUACUAAGGGAAAUCUAAAAGUGCAUUUGGAAACACAUCGGCCUAAGGGGAAGUAUGGUUGUGAUAUAUGUGGUAGAAUUUUUAAGACACAGUCAAAUUUAUUCAGACACAAAGAAUAUCAUGGUGGGAUACAAUUUCCAUGCAAUGUAUGUGGAAGAGUGUAUCCAACAAAUUCUACAUUACGAGCUCACAGUAUAACGCAUUCGGAUUUGAGACCACACGCGUGCCCUCUUUGUGAUAAAACGUUUAAAAGAAAUCAGGAUUUGAAAUUCCACAUAAAUCAACACACAGGUGCAAGACCUUAUCAAUGUCCAUAUUGUCCAAAAGCUUUUGCGAGUUCUGGGAACUGUUUUUCACAUCGUAAAAGAAUGCAUCCACGAGAAGUACAUCGAGAUAGACAAAGAGCGGCGGAUUUAAUGAGAUGAACCAUGGGUAGCCAAUACGAAGAAUGGUUUUAGUGGAACGCAAUUAUUUACGAAACGAUCGUAAUAGCUAUUAUGAAAAGAACGAGCUUUAGUUUUGAAUAUGGUGCUAAUGACAAAAGCAACAGAUAUUUGUCUGCUUUAAUUGACUUGUUUACAGUUAGUGUUAGGUAUAUUAUUGUUACUAACAGGCACUUAGUUGUUUGUUCUUAUGCCGUAACUAGGCCUUCUUUACACAAAAUAGAAACAAACGAAUAUAUAUUUUUUUUAAUUUUUUAUCUUAUUAA